Molecule: messenger RNA, 2048 nt
Organism: Arachis stenosperma
Lineage: Eukaryota; Viridiplantae; Streptophyta; Magnoliopsida; Fabales; Fabaceae
Product: probable inositol transporter 2
Exons: 4
Coding region: 99-1853 (584 amino acids)
Biological process (GO): transmembrane transport
Cellular component (GO): membrane
Molecular function (GO): myo-inositol:proton symporter activity
Source: RefSeq, a predicted model, not a curated record
UCACUUCACUUAUUAAGCUUUUAUGUCUAGUAUCUUCUCUUCCCUUCCCUACUCUAUAGUUGUGUUUGAAGAAUUAAUAACAAUUAAUAGAGAGAAAGAUGGAAGGAGGAAUGGUAGAAGCUGAUGCAUCUGCCUUCAGAGAAUGCUUGUCUCUCUCCCAUAAGAAUCCUUACGUCCUUCGCCUUGCUUUCUCCGCUGGAAUUGGUGGCCUUCUCUUUGGUUAUGACACUGGGGUGAUAUCGGGGGCACUUUUAUAUAUAAGAGAUGACUUCAAAUCAGUGGAUAGAGAAACUUGGCUACAGGAAGCCAUAGUGAGCAUGGCACUUGCAGGAGCAAUCAUAGGGGCGUCGGUUGGGGGAUGGAUCAACGACCGAUUUGGAAGGAAGAAAGCCAUUCUCAUUGCAGAUGCACUCUUCUUCAUCGGCUCUGUUAUCAUGGCUGCUGCUACCAACCCUGCUAUUCUCAUAGUCGGCAGAGUCUUCGUUGGCCUUGGUGUUGGCAUGGCUUCCAUGGCUUCUCCCUUAUACAUCUCGGAGGCUUCUCCAACCAGAGUUCGCGGCGCCCUUGUUAGUCUCAACGGCUUCUUCAUCACCGGAGGCCAGUUCCUCGCCUACUGCAUCAACCUCGCCUUCACCUCUGCUUCCGGCACUUGGAGGUGGAUGCUGGGAGUUGCGGCAGCUCCCGCUUUCAUACAGAUCGUCCUCAUGCUUCUCCUCCCAGAGUCCCCCCGGUGGCUCUUCCGGAAGGGACGAGAAGAAGACGGCAAGUCAAUUCUGAGGAAGAUUUACCCCCCGGAGGAAGUUGAAUCCGAAAUCAAUGCUCUCAAGGAUUCAGUUGAGAUGGAGAUGAAGGAUUCCGAAGCGUCCGGCAAGGUCAGCAUAAUCACACUCCUCAAGACCAAAACUGUGAGAAGAGGUUUGUAUGCGGGAAUGGGACUUCAAAUAUUCCAACAAUUUGUGGGAAUCAACACCGUCAUGUACUACAGCCCAACCAUAGUUCAGCUCGCUGGUUUCGCAUCCAACCGAACCGCGCUUCUUCUUUCACUCGUAACCGCCGGCCUCAACGCAUUUGGUUCAAUUCUCAGCAUAUACUUCAUAGAUCGCACUGGAAGGAAGAAGCUUGUGUUGUUCAGCUUGUCCGGCGUUAUACUGGCGCUGGUUGUUCUAACUGUUGUGUUCCAUGAGAGCGCCACUCACUCUCCCAUGGUUAGUUCAGUUGACACUUCCCACUACAACAACUACACUUGCCCUGAUUACAAACUUGGCGCCACCCCUGCUCACUGGGAUUGCACCAAGUGCCUCAAGGCCACUCCUCAUUGUGGUUUUUGUGUUUCACAAGUUAACAAGCUUGUGCAUGGGGCGUGUUUGGUAUCCAAUGACACCACAAAGGACGCGUGCCAGAAUGAAGGAAAGCUGUGGUACACGGAGGGUUGUCCUAGCAAAACAGGGUGGGUUGCACUCAUUGGAUUGUCACUCUACAUAAUAUUCUUCUCUCCUGGGAUGGGAACUGUGCCAUGGGUUGUCAACUCUGAGAUAUACCCUCUCAGGUACAGAGGAAUCUGUGGAGGGAUGGCAUCUACUUCAAACUGGAUCUCUAAUCUUAUUGUGGCACAGUCAUUUCUGUCUUUGACACAAGCCAUUGGGACUGCAUAUACAUUCAUGUUAUUCAUAUUCAUCACAAUUGCAGCCAUCAUCUUUGUCAUCAUCUUUGUGCCCGAGACCAAGGGGCUUCCAAUUGAGGAAGUGGAGAACAUGCUCGACAAUAGAACUCUGCAUUUCAAAUUUUGGCAGACCAAGAGAAGAACAUCUUACUCUGGAGUGGAACUCCGUCACAAGAAUCACCCAAUUAAUUAACAUUAUUGUGUUGUAAUUAUCUUGUUGCUGUAAGAUUAGCUAAAAGGACAGUUUUAUGGUAUUAACUAUUAAUAAAAAGGACAGUUUUAUGUGUAUUAAUUCUAGUUCAUGUAAUAUAAGGUAACAUUUGGCAGAGAGAUAGAGACCGAGAGACUGAUAUUGAGAGACAAAAAUUUAGAUAUGAAAUAAAUCUUA